Brenthis ino (lesser marbled fritillary) is the source of this 1485-nucleotide messenger RNA. Lineage: Eukaryota; Metazoa; Arthropoda; Insecta; Lepidoptera; Nymphalidae. The record is from the annotation of a GenBank genome assembly.
AUGAUUGGUCCCUGGAGGAAACAGGGUCGCCCGACUGAUUCGCCAUCGCAUUCACAUAUCAUACUCGUCGAACAGCGAGAUGUUCCAGGCAUCGACUGCGCCCAUCUGGCAAUGGACACAGAGGAAGGUGUCGAGGUUGUAUGGAACGAAGUGCAAUUUUCCGAACGCAAGAACUUCAAAGCGCAAGAAGACAAGAUACAGAUGGUCUUCGACAACCUCACACGUCUCGAACACCCCAACAUCGUGAAAUUCCAUCGAUAUUGGACGGAUACACAUAACGAUAAGCCUAGGGUCAUAUUUAUAACAGAAUAUAUGUCAUGUGGGUCAUUAAAACAGUUCCUAAAACGAACCAAACGAAAUGUAAAACGGUUGCCGUUACAGGCGUGGAAACGAUGGUGUACACAAAUUCUUUCCGCACUCAGCUAUCUCCACGGUUGCGUGCCGCCGAUAGUCCACGGUAAUUUAACCUGUGAUACGAUCUUCAUACAACACAACGGUUUAGUGAAGAUCGGCUCGGUAGCACCAGAUGCUAUACAUCAUCACGUCAAGACCUGUCGCGAGAACAUGAGGAAUAUGCAUCUCAUUGCACCAGAAUACGGAUCAUCCCAAAUGGUGACGCCCGCGAUGGACAUCUACUCCUUUGGCAUGUGCGCGCUCGAGACCGCGGCGCUGGAGAUACAGGGAAACGGUGACUCGGGCAGUCACGUGACAGAGGACCACGUCGUACGCACAGUUGAGUCUUUGGAAGAGUCCAGGCAGAAGGAUUUUAUAUACAGAUGUAUAAACAAGGACCCGUCCAAAAGGCCGACGGCCCGAGAGCUCCUCUUCCACCCCCUCCUGUUCGAAGUGCACUCCCUCAAGCUGCUGGCGGCGCACACGCUCGUCAACACUAGCGCGAACAUAUCGGAGACGAUCACGGACGAGGUGUGCGGCGGCGGCGCGGAGGGCGCGCUGGCGUGGGUGGCGCGCGCCGGCCGCCGCCACGAGCUGGCCGCGCGCGACCUGCCGCACGCUGAGAAGCUCGAGAAGUUCGUCGAGGACGUCAAGUACGGCAUCUACCCGCUGACGGCGUACGGGUCGGCGCGGCGCGCGGCGUCGCCAUGCGAGCGCGCGCGCGCCGCCUCCGAGAGCGCGCCCGCCUCGCCCGAGCCGCACGCGCGCGACCUCGAGACGCGCCGCGUCGUCAACAUGAUGUGCAGCCUCAAGCCGGCGCCCGCGCCCGCGCCCGCGCCCUCGCCGCCCGCGCCCGCGCCCGCGCCCGCGCCCGCCGCCGCCGCCGACCUGCUGAUGACCAUCCUGCUGCGCAUGGACGACAAGAUGAACCGGCAGCUGACGUGCGCCGUGUCGCGCCGCGACUCCGCGCCCGCGCUCGCCGCCGAGCUCGUGCAGCUCGGGUUCAUACACGAGGGCGACCGCGACAAGCUGUGCCGCCUCAUGGAGGACUCCCUGCGCGGCGGCUUCGGCGCGCGCGCGCACGCCGCCAGC